GUACCCCGCGCCUUUUUCGCGACCCGGCCACGAUCCGUCCGUCUCCUCCAAUGAACGUAUACGCGUACGCGCGAAGCAAAGCCUCCCUUUUCCGGAUCCAUCGAUCAUCCAUCUCCAUAUUCUAUUGACAUUUUUUUAAAAAAAAUUAUGAUUGAAAGCUGCAUCUGCAUAGUACGCUGCUUCUUCUUCCUUUGGCCCUUUGUCGUCCCUGUCGUCGUUGCGUACUUUGGAUACCUGGACUUCUUCCCUCCCGCGACUACUUCCCCUUCCCCUUCCCGCCGAGCUGCUGCUAUACCUAGCCAUUAACUCAUCCACGCCUCGCUUCAACUGUUCAGACAAUCGACGCCACAGCGACCAAAUCUUUCGUUUUCAUAUGGAGUAGACACACGCAGAGCUCGGAAGGGAGAGAGAUAUUUCCCUCUCCUCCAUACACUACUGGCAUCAGCAACCGCCGCAGGUUUUUACACAUACAAGCUCGAGAGAGCAGCAGCCUUGAGCUUCUACUAGCUAGCUAGCUAGACGCCAUGGGCAACGUGUGCUUCUGCGGCACCACCUCCACGUCCCCUGACCAGCCCGAACCCGACGCGGCCACAGCCAGCAAAGCGCCGCCGCCACAUCCACAAGGUGGCCACAACAAGAGGCCGGCGACGCCUCCGAGCAGCCAGCAGGAGGAGCCGAGCCCGCGGCCUACCAAGCCCAGACCCAAGGCGAGGCCCAAGGCGGCGGCUACUACUAAGCCCAACAACCCGUACGACUCGGCGCCGCCCGCGUCCCGCGGCGUUGGCGGCGCGUCGGCGUUGGCGGCGCGCGUGCUGGACGGCGUGGUGCCGCACCACCCGCGGCUGCGGGUGACGGACAAGUACCACCUCGGGCGUGAGCUCGGGCGGGGCGAGUUCGGGGUCACGCGGCUCGCCACGGACCGCGCCACGCGGGAGCGGCUGGCGUGCAAGUCCAUACCCAAGCGGCGCCUGCGCACGGCGGUGGACGUCGCCGACGUGCGCCGGGAGGUGGCCAUCAUGGCGUCGCUGCCCGACCACCCGGCGCUCGUGCGCCUAAGGGCGGCGUACGAGGACGCCGACGCCGUGCACCUCGUCAUGGAGCUCUGCGACGGCGGGGAGCUGUUCGACCGGAUCGUGGCGCGCGGGAGGUACACGGAGCGCGCCGCGGCGGCGGCGGCAAGGACCGUGGCGGAGGUGGUCAGGGCGUGCCACGCGCACGGGGUCAUGCACCGGGACCUCAAGCCCGAGAACUUCCUGUACGCGGGCAAGAGCGACGACGCGCAGCUCAAGGCCAUCGAUUUCGGACUCUCCGUCUUCUUCAAACCAGGCGAGCGGUUCACGGAGAUCGUGGGCAGCCCGUACUACAUGGCGCCGGAGGUGCUUCGGCGGAGCUACGGGCCGGAGGUGGACAUCUGGAGCGCCGGCGUGAUCCUCUACAUCCUCCUCUGCGGCGUGCCUCCCUUCUGGGCGGAGACGGAGCAGGGCGUGGCGCGCGCCAUCCUCCGCGGCAACCUGGACCUGCAGCGGGAGCCCUGGCCGCGGAUCUCCGACGGCGCCAAGAGCCUCGUCCGCCAGAUGCUCCAGAUGGACCCCAAGAAGCGCCCCACCGCGCAGCAAGUGCUCGAGCACCCGUGGCUGCAGAACGCGCGGAAGGCGCCGAACGUGCCGCUGGGCGACGUCGUCCGGGCGCGGCUGCAGCAGUUCUCCGCCAUGAACAAGUUCAAGAAGAAGGCGAUGCGGGUGAUCGCGGAGCACCUGUCCGUGGAGGAGGUGGAGGUGAUCAGGGACAUGUUCGCGCUCAUGGACACCGACAAGGACGGCAGGGUGACGCUGGAGGAGCUCAAGGCCGGGCUCAGGAAGGUCGGCUCCAAGCUGGCCGAGCCAGAGAUGGAGCUGCUCAUGGAGGCCGCCGACGUGAACGGCAACGGGUACCUGGACUACGGCGAGUUCGUGGCCAUCACCAUCCACCUGCAGCGGCUCUCCAACGACGCCCACCUCCGCAAGGCGUUCCUCUUCUUCGACAAGGACAGCAGCGGCUACAUCGAGCGCGCCGAGCUGGCCGACGCGCUCGCCGACGAGGCCGGCCACACCGACGAGGCCGCGCUCGACAACGUCAUGCAAGAAGUCGACACCAACAAGGAUGGGCGGAUCAGCUUCGAGGAGUUCGUGGCCAUGAUGAAGGCCGGCACGGACUGGAGGAAGGCGUCCCGGCAGUACUCGAGGGAGCGCUUCAAGACACUGAGCAACAGCCUCAUCAAGGACGGGUCGCUCCGGAUGGCGCGAUGACCACAGCAAGACGAUGCAUAUGUGCUUCAGACUUCAGAGAGGCGAUCGAUGCGAUGAGAUGCUUGGUUUUUGAUGCAUACUACAUCACUUCAUCAAUGGAUGGAUGGAUGGAUAGAUUUAUUUUCUUCAGCUUUUUUUUUGUAUAUAUUCGUUCUAGAAAGUCUCUGAACUUUAUUUAGAAAUAUUUAUUAUCAAUUAACAAAAUCUGCUGAGGGCUUUGGAUCAGUGAGCUUGUGUUGACUGUAAUUAUGCGCCUAAAGUACUGAAAAUGGUCUUUGGAAUUUCUGAA
Molecule: messenger RNA, 2574 nt
Organism: Sorghum bicolor (sorghum)
Lineage: Eukaryota; Viridiplantae; Streptophyta; Magnoliopsida; Poales; Poaceae
Product: calcium-dependent protein kinase 9
Exons: 5
Coding region: 525-2285 (586 amino acids)
Biological process (GO): protein autophosphorylation; peptidyl-serine phosphorylation; intracellular signal transduction
Cellular component (GO): cytoplasm; nucleus
Molecular function (GO): calcium ion binding; calmodulin binding; ATP binding
Source: RefSeq, a predicted model, not a curated record